Molecule: messenger RNA, 9785 nt
Organism: Erpetoichthys calabaricus (reedfish)
Lineage: Eukaryota; Metazoa; Chordata; Cladistia; Polypteriformes; Polypteridae
Gene: elk4
Product: ETS transcription factor ELK4
Exons: 6
Coding region: 339-1730 (463 amino acids)
Biological process (GO): cell differentiation; regulation of transcription by RNA polymerase II
Cellular component (GO): nucleus
Molecular function (GO): DNA-binding transcription factor activity, RNA polymerase II-specific; sequence-specific DNA binding
Source: RefSeq, a predicted model, not a curated record
AUUAAAAAAAAUCCAAAGUACUGUUGGUGCAAACUUGUUUACGGAAUAACGACUCUUGCACAUGCAACACCAACGCGCUACUCUUUCCAGCUCACUUCACUCGACAGGAAAACAGACGUAGGCGACUCCCCGCCCUCUCUUCUUCUUAAAAAAAUAGGAAGUGAUCUCACCACGUUUAAUUUCCUCUUCUUAAAGACAGAUCUACUUUUUUAUGUCUUGCAAUCUUAUAACUGACUUUAGAAAGCAUAUAUUUUUGUACUAAUUUAUUCGUCUUUUGCCUGCAGACGUACGCGCUGAUAGUUUCCUGGUAGUAUGAGGAUUUAUUGCUUGUAUAACUUAUGUCGGGGUCUCCAGCUGGAAGAUCUGGGCUAGACAUGGACAGCUCUGUCACACUCUGGCAGUUCCUGCUUCAGCUUCUGCUCGACUCCAGCAAUAAGCACUUGAUAAACUGGACUUCAGAUGAUGGGGAAUUCAAGCUUCUGCAGGCAGAAGAGGUGGCCCGACUGUGGGGCGUACGAAAGAGUAAGCCAAGCAUGAACUAUGAUAAGCUGAGCCGUGCCCUACGAUACUAUUACGACAAGAAUAUAAUCAAGAAGGUGAAUGGAAAGAAGUUUGUGUACCGUUUUGUGUCUUAUCCAGACAUCCUGAAUCGGGACCCACUUACCGUGAUCAGAUCUGACCUUCCUGUUAGCAGUGCUGUCAGAGCAGAAUCUUCAUCUUGUGAAAAAGAUGAAACUCCCAAGGACAAGGAAAACAGAAGUAAGGGAGAGAAGGCAGGAAGUCAGGGGUCCAGCAAAGCCUCCAGUCGAAAUGACUAUAUCCAUUCUGGACUUUACACAUCAUUUACUCUGAACUCCCUUCAGGCCAACACACAGCUGUUCAGAUCUAUCAAAGUAGAAAACCCAGCAGGGAAACUGGCUGAGAAAAAGAUGACACAGGAAACCCCUCAGUCUGUCAUUAAGUUUGGGUCAACCCCUUCUAAAAAGCCUCCCACCCAAAGUCCAGUGGAGGGUGUUUCCAAAGCAACCCCUCCUGUCUUGCUUGCCCCUGUUUUGAUUGGACAGAACUUAUAUGUGGACCCGACAGACAGCAAGGACGGCAAAUCUAAAGAAAAUAGUGUUAAUCCAGUGGGAGUUUCCCCUUCUGGGCAAGAUGCAGCAUUUUCUAUUGGUUCUCCAUCAGUCCCUUCACGUUCGCCUUCCCCAAGUUUAGCUCCAGACUCUGCACAUGAGCUUGUGAUCGACACAGACAUAGAAUCUACAUCUUCUCAACCACCAAAUUUGAGGCUACAGUCAGAACUGUCUCCUUCAUCAUAUGAAGCAAGUAUCUCAGACAGAGACCUUGAGAAACUGCCAUGUAGAAUUAACAGUAACAAUCUUACCACCAAGUCAAAGAAGCCAAAAGGUUUGGAGCUGACUCCUGUACUGGUGGUCACAAGUAGUGACCCAAGUCCUUUGAGCCUGGCCAGUCCAUCACUGCCCACAGCAUCACUGACCCCUGCUUUCCUUCAGACCCCAACUCUGUUGCUGACCCCAAGUCCGUUACUGUCUAAUAUUCACUUCUGGAGUACGCUGAGCCCAGUGGCACCUCUGAGCCCUGCAAGGCGACAAGGAACACAUACUUUAUUUCAGUUUCCAUCAGUUUUCAACAACCACAUGCAGUUACCUGUUUCCAAUGUGGAUGGAUCCAAUACCCCUGGACCAUUGUCACCAGACCCGCAGAAGACAUAGUGUGUUUUUUUUUUUUUUUUUUUUUGAACUAUUCAGAAUAAAGAAAAACAGGUUAAGAAAUUACUAAUUGUGUUAAAUAUGGAGUUUGCCAAAGCCAAGGCUGAACAAAUUUAGUUAAUCUAAAGGGCAUAGUUGUGUGGCUAAAUCUCUACCAGACGUGAAUGGUUGGCCAUACACUGUAACUUCACCCUAUCAUCUUUUUCAGAAGAAAAUACUUUGGCAGCAACUCAGCCACAUAAACCAACAGAGUUUUACAGGAGCCCAACAGGGAAAAGGAGAUGGCCAUAAAUAUAUAUACAUGUUUUUUUUUUGCUUUUUUAAUAGAUUUUUAAUUGCCACUUUCAAGAACAAGACAUAAUGGAGCAUCAUUUAUUGAUUUCUUGAUCUGCAGUUUCUAAUGAAUUUAGACGAAAAAUUGUGUGGCUUGCUUAAGACAUUGACACUUUUCUUUGAUGCAGCUUCUGGUCCUUGGUUCUGUGUUAGAAGAUAAGACCUUCUCAGUGAUGCAAAUCUUGAAAAGGAUGUCUAAAUAUGCUCAAUAAGUAAAACUGAAACAUUCAAGUAUAAGUCUCGAAAAAGAGGGCUACUAGAAGGUUAUCUACUGAGUCAUAGCUGGGAUUCACAACAUUUUCUAGAUUUAUGUUGGUUCAUUCCUGUGAGGUCGCUGGAAAGGGGUUUGUGGUGCUCUCGAUAUCUUUGCAAAAGGACGAAGGUCCAAGUCUUUGGAGUCCUGGUGCAUCCUGUUUUUCUCUAUGGUUACAUGACAUGUAUGCUGUCCAGUGACCUGAGACAAAGACUGGACUUCUUUGGUACUGUGUUUCUGCGGAGAAUCCUUGGGUUCCGCUGGUUUGACUUUGUGUCGAAUGAGCAGUUGCUCAUGGAGUUCCAAAUGAGUCACAUUUACCUGCAUUGUGAGGGAGCGUCAGAUAUGGCACUUCGGCCAUGUGGCACGAUUCCUAGAGGGUGAUCCAGCUUGAAGGAUUGUCAUUGUUGAGGACCCAAGCAGCUGGACCAGGCCAAGGGGGUGCCCACGUAACACCUGGCAGCAGCAGAUAGAUAGUCAUUUCCGGAGGGUGGGACUGGACCACGUGCCUACUUGAAGGGUUGCCAACCGGGAUCCCGAGCUGUUUUGUCAUGUGGUGGUUGCGGCAAUGUGCUGUACCAGUGCAUGCUCCCCAGCCUGACCUGAUUCCCUUGGCAUCACUGAAGUUAGAACUCACUAACAUACAGUGCCCAGCUCAGAGCAUAAAGUGAAGAGGUGGCAUCCAUUUAAACAAUUUGUAGCAUGUAACCUUUUACUUUAAACAUUUACUAUGCAAACACAAAUUUUGGGAUAGGCACAUUCCUACUAUAAUUAUCAAACAAUAUCUGCUCCUGACAAAAAUGCACAUUAUGUAGGUAAAAAGUCGGGAGUUAGUUUUAUAAGGGAAACAAAUCUUAACAAAGAAUUUGUUAACCGUGACAGUUUCUCGUUAUAUUCAUACCUCAGUAAUAUGGCUCCAAAAUAUAUUUACUUCGUUUAUUCCUUAAUUUAUUCUCAUGAGAAUAUUAAGCAGGUAGUUUUCAGUGAAUAAAUGUGCAUUGAGACUUAUAAAUAGCUAAACUGAUUAUAAAUCAAAAUCAAUAACUUUUUUUGAUUAGUUUUUAACUUAUACAUUAACUACUAUUGUGUUUGAUAAUGUAAUUAUAACAGAAUGGCAUCGGUAACAUAGGUUCAAUAAUAAAACAAUUAGAGUUAUACAGUAUGUGAUCAGAGUUACAUGUUUAACAAUAAGACAGUAUAAUGUUCCAGAUCAUUAGAUAUGAGAAAAUGCCAUAUCUUAACUUGCAUAAGGAAUUUUUCUUUAGAGCCUCUAUUCCAUUUUAGAAGUCUAAGCCACCUGACUUUCUAAAUAAAUAUAACUUAAUAGGCUGGUUGAAAAUGAACUUUUCAACAAUAAUUAAUAUUUUAGAGUUGGUCUGUCUAAAAUCAUACAUUAAAAGGUCUCUUUUAAUAUAAAAGGUAUUUGUUAUACAAUAUGCAUUUAUGUUAAUUGUCAAGUUUCUUCACUGUCAACAUUUCAGUUGUGAAGAAGGGUAUGUCGGCACACUUGGGUCUGUAAAAAUACAGUCUUUACUCUCUAAUGAAUAUAAAGGAUACUGCUUUGUUGGGUUUCUUUAUUUCGAUUGGAUCCAGCAGGCAAACUUUCGAGGUUUAUUUCGAUCAGCAGAUUUAUGUCGGCAAACUUGGGUCUGUAAAAAUUCAAUCUUUACUCUCUAAUGAAUAUAAAGGAUACUGCUUUGUUGGGUUUCUUUAUUUUCUUUUGUCAUACAAUUGGAGCCCUUGUGUAGUUUGUGGGAGAAGCCUGUGCUUUUGGAGACUUUCCCACACAGUAUUUCCAAUAUCUAUAAUUUUCCUGCUUGUUUUUAUUUCUUUUUGUAAAUUUUUUAUUGUUAUUUUUAAUUGUGAAUGUGCACUUUUAUUUGCAGAUGUCGAUAUAUAUAUCUAUGUCUACGUCUGCAGACACGCAUGUAUGUAUGUAUGUAUGUAUAUUCAUUCUUCAGUUUUUGGACAUAUUUAGAUACUAUUAUCAUAAAUGAAAUAUAAUUUCUUGGCUUGUUAAACUUUAAAAGAGAUUAUUUUGUGGAAAACAUGCAGGUUUUGCAUAAAUCUAUGCACAAAGUAUUCUUGCUACAGGGUGCUCUAAUUUUAACUGGAUGUUAUUCUUAAAAAGUAUUUUUUUAACUUGUGUGUUUGUUUCUUCCUACCUAAAUGUUACUCUUAAAAUUAUAAGGAAUACUAUUUUUGUAGAGAAUGGUACCCAGUAUUUUCAGACUUAAAAUUUUUAGUGAUGUAUGAACAGUGGGUAUAGAAAAGAAUUAAAAUAUUCACAUUUUGUUGUUUUAAAGUCUAAAAUGAAAACACACGCAAAAAUGCUUGUUCAGCUUUAUUUACUCGAUGCAACCUAUAACAUCUAAGUGAAAGAUAUAAUAGCAAUAGUUCAGAAAAAUAAUAAUAAAUAAAAAAACAGAAUGGUUAAAGGAUGCCCCCCCCCCCCCAAACAAUAUUCAGUCAGGUGUAAGUAAUCUCCUUGUCCAUUGCACACCAAGCUAAUUGGCUUCCACUUGUGACCAACAGUAAUCACUGCGAGUAGUUCAGCAUAAACACAGCACAGUACUUGAACGUGUCACUGGAAGCAAACCAUUGACUGGCAAGGCAAGGCACUUUCUAAAGAUCUCAGGGAUAAAGUUGUAGACAGGCACAAGUCAGGAGAUGGGAUAUAAAAAGAUUACAAAAGCUUUAUCAACCCCAAGGAGCACAGUAAAGUCGAUAACUAAGAAACUGGAUGGAAGAGCAAUGACGAAACUUGUCAGUGAGGCUACCAAGAGGCCACUUUGAAGGAGUUGCAGGACCGUGUGAAUGUAACAACAUUAUCACAAAUGCUCCAUCGUUGUGGCUUGUAUAGGAGGGCUGCAAGGAAAUGGCCACUCCUCAAGAAAGGCCACAUUAAGUCUUGUUUGAGCUUUGCCAAAAUGCACCCUGAAGAUUCUGAGAUCAAGUGCAAAAAUGCGUUAUGGUUAGUUGAGACCAAAAUCAACCAAUUUGACCUCAACACCAGGUGGUAUAUCUGGCGGAAAACCAAUACAGCUUACCAUCCAGUGAACGGCAUAUGUACAGUAAAGAAUGAAGGGGGAAGCAUCCUGUUGUGGGGUGUUUCUUUGCAGUAGGGAAUGGGGCACUAGUAGAAGGAAAAUUGGACGAGGCAAAAUACUGUUAAAUUCUUGAUGGAAUUGUGCUGCCCCCUGCUAGAAAGUUGAAGAUGGGAAGAAGGCUCACCUUUCAUUGUGACAUGACAGUGACCUGAAGCACACAGCAAAACUGACCACACAGUGGCUGAAAGAGAAAAAAGUGAAUGUCCUUGCGUGGCCUAGUCACAGUCCAGACUUAAACCCUAUUGACAAUCUGUGGAAAGAUUUUCAGUUUGCAGACGACCAGUGGUCACCAUCCAGUUUGACUGAGCUUGAACAGCUCUGUAAAGAAGAGUGGGCAAAUAUGGCUUAGUCUAGAUGUGCAAAGCUGGUAUUGAAGAAUCCCAACAAACUCCAAGACUGUAAUUAAAGCGAAAGGUGGUUCUUUAAAUUACUAUUAUCAAUUCAAACAUUAUCAGGUUUUUAUUUAUUUAUUAUUUUUCCAAACUGUUGCUAUUAAAUCUUUGACUUGGAUGUUAUAGAUUGCAAUGCAUAAACAAAGCUGAAAAAAUAUUUUUGUGAGUGUUUUUAUUUUAGGCUGUAAAGCAACAAACUGUGAAUAUUUUCAAAGGGGGUGAUUCUAUUCUAUACCCACUGUAUUAAGAUAUAAAUUUACACUAAAGUCAAAAGUUUUAAAGCAUCCCAUUUCUCCAGUUUUUAUUAAAUUUUAAGCAAUUCAAGUCUAGUGAAUAGCCUGAACUGGUAUAUUAGUAAGCAGCAAACUGCUGGAGUUACAAAAAUAAUGCUUAGGUUACCACAAAUUGAAAAUUAAUGUAAUUGUCUGAGUUAGACAUGAAGGCCUUUUUUCAGGGAACAUGUAAUGGGUUAUCAACAUAUAGGUUAACAGCAGCAAUGGAAGUUAAUUAAGCCAGGAAAGUUGAUGCAAACAAUUCCUACGGGUGUCCCAUGUUUAGCAGAUUAAUUACAAAACCCUUUGUCUGUAUGUGAUGUGUUGCUAUACCCUCUAAAGUAUUAUUUAGACAAUAUUGCACUGUAUAUUGUUAUCAUAAUGUUUAGUAAAAGGCAAUUAACAAAGAAAGACAGACUGACCACUGUCAAACUCUCAAAGUGUAGGUCUUUUAGGUAAUUUGCAAAGAAAGCCAAGGGGUCAGUUAGUAGAGUUUCCUAUACCAUCAAUGGGAACUCUGAGAAGAAGAGGAAGCCACACAGAAUCAGACAACAGGUUUCUGAAAGUGUGAUAGGCGCCUCACAGCACAACAGCUUCAAGUUGGCUCUGAGGCUAGGGAUCUGCACUGGCAAUCGGAAGGUUGCCAGUUCGAAUCCCGUAAAUGCCAAAAGGGACUCUGCUCUGUUGGGCCCUUGAGCAAGACCCUUAACCUGCAAUUGCUGAGCGCUUUGAGUAGUGAGAAAAGCGCUAUAUAAAUGCAAAGAAUUAUUAUUUUUAUUAUAAGCAGAGUGAUCGAAGUAAGCAAGCAUCACUUGACUUUUGAGCUGCAGUUUUGACAGGUUGAGCAGCAGUAAGAAAGUAAUUUCUAAAAUGGUGAAAGGUUUUAAAACAUCCCCAUGUUUCCAGUUCUUAUUGACAUUUACGCAGGUUAGAUAGAUAGAUAGAUAGAUAGAUAGAUAGAUAGAUAGAUAGAUAGAUAGAUAGAUAGAUAGAUAGAUAGAUAGAUAGAUAGAUAGAUAGAUAGCGCAGUGUACUCUAAAAUUAAAGCAUAGAAAGUUAGACUUACUUCUGACACUGUUAAGCUGUGCUUGAAGCUUUUAUCCUGCGAGGUGCUACUGGCUCUUAGAAAGUUGUCUUCUGAUUAUUCUUUCUGAUUACUUGUUCCCAGAAGAAGGGCAAUUUUAUAUAAUUCUGAAAAUUACAUUAUUUUUCAGCUUUUGGGAACCUGAAGUUUGUUUUUUUUUUUUAUAUAUAUUCAGAUUGUUUACUGCUUAACUUUGUACCAUUUCAGAUUUUCCGCUGCACUUCAACUGGGUACAUUUCAAUAACAAUUGGAAACAUGGGGGUGCUGUUUGACCAGUAGUGUAUAAAUUUAUCAAGUAAAAGAAAGAAGAUGCCUCAGUCCUGUAAGAGCCAGGUAAAUGGAUCACUCAAAACAUCAGAAUUUCUUUUCUGCUGAUGAGGAAUAGGCUGUUGGAAAAUAUAACUAGAAAUGGUUUAGCCAUUUGAUCAUUUGACAUUAUACAGGUCAGUGGAAUUAGAAAGCAUAAGCAGACUGCCUGACCAUGAAAAUCUGAUUCCCCUGCCAUAUGCCUGUUCAUGCUGCCUUGGAUUUCACAUUUUUAAAUUUUUUUUAACUUAAAGAAAGACUGAGUAAGUUCUGCCUGCAGUUGAUCUUUUAAUUCUCUGUUUUCAAAAGAAAAUACUCACUUUAUUAUAAUACAGGGUUGAAUAUACCUAAUGCUUCAGAAUCCCAAAUGUUUUGAACACUGACAUGACGCCGUAAGUGGAAAAUUCCUAACCGGUUGGCCAGUUCCCUGACAAGUGACAAGUAGCCGAUAUAAACUGACGAAAAACUAAAAACAUUCUCCAGUGCAAAUAUGCAACCCUGGCCCUGUUAAAAGGGAACUAAACUACAGUCAGUACAUCAUAUUCAUUACUUGUGAGGUUUAAGAUGUUUGUCAUGUUAUAUUAAACAGUUCUGUGGUAUGAAUUAUUAUACACACAAGUUGUCAUUUAGCUUGUUUGCCUACAUUUCCCUACUUGAUCAUGGGAGUCCCCAAAAUAUCUCAUGCAUAGCAUAUUUUUAUCAAUAUGCUGCUGCUGGAGUAUGUGAAUUUCCCCUUGGGAUUAAUAAAGUAUCUAUCUAAAUACUGUAUUCCAAUAUCCAAAAUAUCCAAAAUACUUCUGAUCCCAGGUAUUUCAGAUUAGGUAUACUCAACCAGUACUACUGAUAAUUCAUAGUUUGUUUGAGGAAAAAGAAGCUUUACUUGUAGAAUGAAUGUUCCAUAAUAGCAAUUCAUUAUGAAAUCCAAUUAUUGCCAGAAGGGAUCCUACUCUGUUGGGCCUUUGAUCAAGGGUAUUGUACCAUUAAUGGCUGACCCAGCACUCUGACCCCCAAAGGUCAUGUGAAAAGGCAAUUUCACUGUGGAGAUUAACAAAGUAUAUCAAAUACAAAAAAUUAAAUUUUUUCAGGCUACUAAAUUAGGAGCACCUAAGAAAAAAACUUCACUUACAAAAUAAUGUAAACUAUCAAAACGAAUGAAAGAUUUCAUGCUUUAUUAAGUAGAGGUAAGGACACAUUAAGUUUUAAAUGAAUAAGUUAUAAUGUGGGUGUGAACUUUUCCUUUAGCUUUAAACAUUUUCAAAUAGUGCUGCCUUUAAUUAACUGCUGAAGUUAUUUUUAUAACUACAUUAAUUUGAAUGGGUAAAAUUCUGUAACAGUCUUCUUUAACAUAUAUUUUAAAAAGUGUAUUACAAAUAUAUGGGCCAUUUGUAAAUGAGGAAAAUGCUUCAUAUUUUUACAACAUCUUAAUUUAGACAUUUUAAUAACAAGUAUAUUAUAGGAUAUGAUCUUCUAUUUUUCUCAAAAUAAAUAUUUUUUUAAGGGAAUCUCUUUGAAAAACUUAGAAACCACUACCAUGUUUGGGUGAAGUUUAAAAGUCAGCAGAACAUUUUAACUUUUCUGUAUUUCACCCUGAAAAUUUCUGAAACAAACAAUGAAAUGUUCUAUUAGUUUUCACAGUUUUAACAAACUGUUAUUUACAUUGAGGGUCCGAGAUCAUUGCUCUGCCCACGUAAGGCAUGUCGAUUGGAUAGUCCGUCAUAGUUGAGCCAAGAAGACAGCGGUUCUGCUCGCCAGAAACCUGCCACGUCACAGCUUCACUCCCCACCACUGACUUUGUAAAUGAUAUCCAGCAAAUCAUGUAACCGGCCUGUACUCCAAAAAUGGACAGAGAAGUAAGUAGACUCUUUUAGUUCUUUUGGGAUGGAUUUGAUCAGAAAAUGUGCCAUACACAAAAUAAGUUUGCCCUUAUCAAAUUAAUUGCACUCAUUUGUAAAGACAAUACCUAUUGCCUGUUAUCUCUAUUAAAUAUGGUCUUGGGAUGAUAGGAGCUGUUUUAUAACAAAAAAUACUUUUCUGCAGCUGACGGCAUUUAUAUUUCAUAGUCCAGUCUUUGUUCUAAAUACAAAAAUGGGGAAUUAAAAGGGUUCAUUUGUAUUUUGCUUUAGAAAUAAAUAACUGACAAUUGUUUCUCGCUUGCUGAUAUUUUCACCUGCAGUGGCAUCUUUUUUGUUUUCUGCAUUUCUAAUGUUUACAUAAAUGUCUUUCAGAUAUGUGUGGAGGGGAAAGGGGUGUACAAAAGAGCUAUAUUGUAAUAUGGGACAAAUAAAUGUACUGUUUGGUAAAAUAGAAA